GCUCCCGCCCCUCCGCCCCGGGGGUCCCCGCAGCGCUGGGCAUCCCGCCCGGCUCGCUGUGAGGGGCGGCCCUCAGCGCAGCGCUCCGCGCGGCUCCGCCCGGCUUAAUUGUUACUGGGAGUGUAGUUAAGGCUUGGACAAGGUACAAGGAAAGUAAGAGGCGCUCACACUGCUGCUUCUUUGGAGCUGGAAGAUCGAGUCUUUGUGAGUAAUCCAAGAGAAACAACUGCCAACCACUGCCACGUUUUCAUCUGUUGGUAAACAUCAGCUGCUGGUUGGCCUUGAGGGAGGAAGACUGAAUUAGUUCCAGAUGGAGAACUCUUUCAGCCUUUUCGACUUUCCAGUUGAUUUAAGCCAGCAGGCAGAAAACAUGGAGCAGCCCACAUGAAGAAACAUGCAGAGUUCAUAUUCCUGCAAGAUGUUCUUUGGGGGACCAAGCCCAGAUUCCCAGGCCCCUGGGAGAUGAAGCAUUGAGCACAUGACAUUUGUGUUGCUGUGUCAGUGUUGCUUUGUGUGAAGGACCAAUAUUCAUUUUUUGUUCCUCUCACCAUGUCGGCCGUGACGAGCGCCCCGAUCCCGGACACCCCGAGCCCUCCCCAGCUGGAGGAGAAGCCCAAGGGAAAAUCCCUGUUCCAGCUGGGCUCCCUCUUUGCUAACAGGAGUGAGAAAUUUGUGAUUGCUCGCAGUGACAGUUUGCCAGAGGAGAAUGUCCUGAAAAUCACAAUCACAGAGACCACGGUCAUCGAGUCCGACCUGGGCAUCUGGAAUUCCCAUGCUCUCAUCUACCUCACCCUCUGGUUUUUCUUCAGCUUUUGCACUCUGUUCCUUAACAAAUACAUUCUGUCCUUGCUGGAGGGAGAGCCCAGCAUGCUUGGUGCUGUUCAGAUGCUCUCCACCACCUUCAUUGGCUGCAUCAAGAUGUUUGUGCCGUGCUGUCUGUACCAGCACAAAACCCGCAUCUCCUACCCCCCCAACUUCAUCAUGAUCAUGCUCUUUGUUGGAUUAAUGAGAUUUGCAACAGUGGUCCUGGGCCUGGUGAGCCUGAAGAAUGUGGCAGUUUCAUUUGCAGAAACUGUGAAAAGCUCUGCUCCUAUUUUCACUGUCAUCAUGUCCCGGAUGAUUUUGGGGGAAUACACUGGAUUGCUGGUGAACCUCUCCCUGAUCCCUGUGAUGGGAGGGCUGGCUCUGUGCACUGCCACUGAAAUCAGCUUCAACAUCCUGGGCUUCUCUGCAGCCCUGUCCACCAACAUCAUGGACUGUUUGCAAAACGUCUUUUCCAAAAAACUGCUCAGUGGAGAUAAAUACAGAUUUUCAGCCCCAGAGCUUCAGUUCUACACCAGUGCUGCUGCUGUGGUUAUGCUUAUUCCAGCUUGGAUAUUUUUCAUGGACGUGCCUGUGAUUGGGAAGAGCGGGAGGAGCUUCAGCUACAACCAGGAUAUUGUCAUUCUGCUGCUGAUAGAUGGAGUGCUGUUCCACCUGCAGAGUGUCACAGCCUAUGCCCUGAUGGGGAAAAUUUCUCCUGUGACUUUCAGCGUUGCCAGCACAGUCAAACAUGCCCUGUCCAUCUGGCUCAGCAUCAUCGUGUUUGGGAACAAGAUCACCAGCCUGUCAGCUGUGGGCACUGUCCUGGUCACCGUGGGGGUCCUGCUCUACAACAAAGCCAAGCAGCACCAGCAGGAGACCCUGCACAGCCUGGCCAUGGCCCCCCAGCCCCUGCCAGGCCCCACCGAGGACACCGAGCCCCUGAUCCCCAAGGAUUUGGAGCCCUAUGAUUAAUGGGGCUCUUCAUCCUCCCAGCCCAGCGUGGCUCCAAGGAAAUCCUCCUGGAUGUGCUGCUUCCUUUGCUUCCUUUGAGUUCCUGGCAGGAUUUGCCCAGGAUUUGAAGCAGGAAGGAGCUGGGGAGGAUGUGAUGCCUCAACGUGGUAAAUGUGGGGCUUUGUUGUCUUUCCUCGACUGCAAGUCACAUCCAGGCCUGUGUUGGUGGAAGAACUUUGGUGUCUUGUGGGAAAACAAUCCCUGUGUCCCUCCCCAUCCAAAUAAUGUGAAAAUGUGGCCCCAGCACUGAGUUCUGCUGGCAGAGGGAUGGAAUUGGUGCCUGGUGGAAAUUCCUGAUUGUUACUCUGCAUUUCCUGCGUCCUCCAUCGUUCUGUGUGGUGCAGAGAUGGAAGAGGUCCAAGGAGGGCAUUGUCCCACCCUGCUCUGCUUUGGGGUGGCCUCAUCUCAAGCCCUGAGGGCUUUUUGGGGUCCCAAAACCUGCCAGAGCUGCAGGAGCAUUUGGACAGCACAGGAUGGGAUGUUGGGUGUGAUCCUUGUGGAUCCCCUCCCACUCAGGACAUUCCAGAAUUCUAAAAGGGAUUACAAUUCCCACCCUGCUCUCCCAACAAACAACUUUUGAUUUUUUUGGAUGAAGCAAACUGUGGGAAAUGAGCUGUGAGCACCUACUGCUGACUGCAAAUCCAAGAUUUGGAGUGGUUUUCCUGCUAAAAUUUAACGUGGGAAUACCUGAUUCUGAUCAUUUACUGACAAAACUGAAAUGCAAGUAUUCACACACAUCCCCUGUGUAAAUGAAGUAUUGAAUUCAAUACUUGUAGCUGCUUGGAGGUAAAAAAAAAAACAAACAAAACAACAAAAAACACUGAAAAUUGUGGUGACAAAGGAAGCAGAAUCUCUGUAUUUCUGUAAGAAACCAUUUUGUUGUUUUAAUUUCAUUUUAUUGUGCAUGAGGAAAGAAAUUAAUGGGGUUUUUAAUAUUAUUUCUAAGAGUGCAACAAAAGGCUGCCUUUUAGAAACUCAGGGUUAUGAGUCUGACCUGUGUGUAAAAUAUCUAAUUUCUGGUUAUGUAAAGAAAUCUCAGAGGCAUCUGUGACAGAUGGGAGGAAUAUUAACCAUAAACUGAGGCAAAUCUUUAUUUCUGCUGCUCUUAAGUUUCCUUUUUUUUUUUAAAGGAAAUUUGUUUUUGUGGUAGAUCAAAGAUUAAAUUUCCAAAUUCUCAAGAUCAGGCAUUAGUUUUGGCCAAAAAAAAAGCGCACAUGUAGCUACAAAAACAUCCACGUGGAUUUUUUUGGGAACAAAACAAGUUAAAAUGAGUGGAUUUUAAUAAUUGCCACUCUUUUGGAAGUUGGAGCAUGGCUGUAGAGUGAUCUUUAUGAUUAAAAAUCCUGGUUAACAGGAAUUUUACCACUAGAAUUGCUGUAAAAUUACAUUUCCACAUCUGAGUGGCUUCCCCAAAGAUGUGAGGGAGGGAAAUGCCAAUUUUUUUUCAUCCUUGUGUGUGUGAUAUGUCUGUGGUAUUUUGUUUUCUUUUGUACUUCUGUCACUUUUAUAAAAGCUGUGGACUGUGGCGUGGA
Catharus ustulatus (Swainson's thrush) is the source of this 3347-nucleotide messenger RNA. RefSeq names its product solute carrier family 35 member E2A-like. The record is from RefSeq and is a predicted model, not a curated record. Gene Ontology annotation, cellular component: Golgi apparatus. The transcript is spliced from 10 exons. The coding region runs from base 550 to 1776 and encodes 408 amino acids. Gene Ontology annotation, molecular function: antiporter activity. NCBI's taxonomy places the organism in Eukaryota, Metazoa, Chordata, Aves, Passeriformes, Turdidae.